Messenger RNA from Umbelopsis ramanniana AG, 2085 nucleotides. RefSeq lists its product as uncharacterized. The transcript is spliced from 11 exons. Gene Ontology annotation, cellular component: nucleus. Bases 77 to 1978 code for a protein of 633 amino acids. Gene Ontology annotation, biological process: chromatin remodeling. Gene Ontology annotation, molecular function: histone H3K36 demethylase activity; histone H3K9 demethylase activity. The record is from RefSeq and is a predicted model, not a curated record. NCBI's taxonomy places the organism in Eukaryota, Fungi, Mucoromycota, Umbelopsidomycetes, Umbelopsidales, Umbelopsidaceae.
CUUUUUUCUUUCUUGGAAUUAGCCUACAUUUGCAAACCAUACAAUUGGAUCCGUCAAACAAAUCGACCCUCCCUUUAUGUCACAUCUUCGGAAUAUCGAACCAGCCGAAUACUACGACCAAGAAAAUGGCGGUGUUAUACCAGUCUUUCGCCCAACUAUGGCCGAAUUUGAAGACUUUCUUUCUUUCGUUCAGGCAAUAGAUUCAUAUGGACGGGAAGCAGGAAUCGUCAAAAUCAUACCGCCGAAAGAAUGGACAAAGUCACUUCCAGACGUACAAAAUAUGCUAGAAACAGUGCGAGUUCGAAAUCCAAUUGUUCAGCACAUCAUCGGUAGUCAAGGUAUCUACACCCAAACAAACGUUGAAAAAAGACGACCAUAUACCGUACAACAAUGGCACCAGCUUUGCGAAUCAGAAGCACAUCGUCCUCCAACAGCCAAAGUGACUCAGCCUCAGUCCCUACCUGCCAUCAAAAAGCGUAAAGUUACUCAUCAUGAAUCUCCACUGGCUAUGGAGACUGACCCACGAAAACCAUCACAAGCCCCACCUUCAGCCAGCACCCGAUCAAAAUCAAAGCAUGGGAAUAUUCCAAAGGGUUCCGCAGCCUUGGAUGGCCAUGCCCAGAAAUAUUCCAGUACCACCAUGUCAUUACAUCAAGAAACUCAUCUCAGAUCUCCACCACCUUCUCCGCCAAGAAAGCUGAACACCUUAGCCGCAGAAGGACAGCCAAUAAAAACGAAACGAAUGAUCAAAGCUGAGGAGUUGGAAUUAGCUCAGUCCGAUAACCACGACCCACUUACCUUUGAUUAUCACUGUGAGGAUGACGAAAAAUACACCGUAGAGUAUUGUAAGGAAAUGGAGCGCACAUAUUGGCGAAACCUUACCUUUUCACAACCCAUGUAUGGUGCUGAUAUGCAAGGAACCUUGUUUGAGGAUUCUACCAAGACUUGGAAUGUGAAUAAGCUGGAUAAUAUAUUGAAUAGGAUUGGGGUGGAGCUUCCAGGUGUCAACACAGCUUACCUAUAUUUCGGGCAAUGGAAAGCGACGUUUGCGUGGCAUGUAGAGGACAUGGAUCUGUACUCAAUCAACUAUCUACAUUUCGGAGCGCCAAAGCAGUGGUACGCCAUUCCUGCAACUUAUAGAAAGCGGUUUGAGACAGUGAUGCAAAAUAUCUUCUCUCCGGCUUAUAAAUCCUGCAGUGAGUUUUUGCGACAUAAGACUUUCAUAGCGUCACCAACUAUACUGGCCAACAACUCCAUCCCCGUCAGCCGGCUCGUCCAGCAUGAGGGAGAAUUUGUCAUCACGUUUCCAUAUGGAUAUCAUUCCGGUUACAACCUUGGAUUCAACUGCGCCGAAAGUACCAACUUUGCAUUGGAUUCUUGGGUGGAAAUUGGUCGACAGGCGAAAGCAUGCACCUGUAUAGGUGACAGUGUAAAAAUUGAUGUGUCCGUAUUUGAACCGCAUGUCCUAGAGGAAGAGAAGCCGUCGAGCAGCGAAGGAGAGGAAGUGGUACGAAAACGAAAGAGAAAGCAGAAGGACCCUCCUCAACCCGCGGUUGGUGUUGAUAAGUGUGUUCUAUGCCCUUUGCUCGGAGCUGACCUACCAACGGACGAUGGACGCCGGGCGCAUCGAUUAUGUGCUGAGUUUGUGCCUGAUACGCGUGUGGUGGCCGGACCAAAAGGCGAUAUCGUUGUUGGAGUUGAUAGUAUACCUAAUGCGCGAUGGAAGUUGAAAUGCUUACUUUGCGGAAAAGUGGACGGCGCAUGCAUUCAGUGCAGGAAAGGGCGUUGCUGUAGAGCAUUUCACACAAGUUGUGCCAAAGAUGCAGAACUUACACUUCAUGUGGAAGAAUUGGAGGAUGGUACGAUUCUGAAAGAAGGCUACUGCCCAACGCACGAUCCAGUGAGUACAUUAAGCAAUGGCAAAGGAAAGAGUGCACGGGAAUACGUUAACUUAAAAUUCGUACCUUGUGCCUUGUAGAAGCGGGAAUUGGAAAAAUUGGCUCAACGCACAAAGCAUGCUCAAGAAAUGGCUGCAAAGUUCAAACCUAACACACCAAUAUGGGCCAGAUGGAAAGGGGGUCCUUA